AUGGAUGAAGUACAGGAGAUGAUGGAAGCUUUAGCUAUAAACAAAUCAUGGUUCUAUGAGUCUGUUGAUCUUAAAUACGAGUUCGAUGCAUGUCAGUUCUUUGAUUUUUCUGUAGAUGAAACGGAUUACGAUGUACAAGAAGCAGAACGCUGGUUUAGAUAUGCUCGUGAAUAUCCACCUGCUCCUUACAUGAUUAAGAUCAAGUUGACUGAUGUAACAACGAGUGCUCCUGCGAAUGUUCACUCAACAAACACACCAAAACCAGAAGCUGAUGAAUCUGUUAGUGCUUCCAUACUUACUCCUUCAGAUUGGAGAAUGCCAUCUCCAGAAGAGAAAACUGAAGGUCUAAAAUAUCAUAAUUUGUUUGCUGAUGAUGAUCAUAUUGUGAAAGCUAAACCGAAGUCUGCAAACAAAUUAUGUAAACAAAGUAGAGCAUUCAUGAAACCUACUGCUAGCCAUUUAGCCAAGCAGAUUAACUCGGUAGAUAUACAAACUCAUAGUGGAUGUGACACUGAAGACACCAAAAGACAGAAGUUAGAGAUUGGAUUCUUGCGUAAGGUUGCACAACUGAAGCACCAGACCCCUUUUUCACACAAGAUGACUGCAAAGGCUUCACAGUUGGAGGCCAGCUCAAACACUCGAUCUAAAACCACCAUCCCUAGAAAACCUAAAUUGAUGACAGAAGAGAGAGCUCGAAGGCGUAGGUUUAGGUCCCAGAGUGAACCUGAAGCGAAUAUUUAUACUUUUAAAGCACUACCAUUGAAUAGAAAAAUACUUGAGUCACCUACAUUGCCAAUUCGUAAGAAGAGCAUGCCUCAUAAUGUAGCUUUUAAAGAUAUGGACACACACAACUAUUGA
This is a messenger RNA of Lactuca virosa, 858 nucleotides long. The record is from the annotation of a GenBank genome assembly. NCBI's taxonomy places the organism in Eukaryota, Viridiplantae, Streptophyta, Magnoliopsida, Asterales, Asteraceae.